Girardinichthys multiradiatus is the source of this 1779-nucleotide messenger RNA. Its product is annotated as coilin-like. Gene Ontology annotation, molecular function: U2 snRNA binding; U1 snRNA binding. Gene Ontology annotation, biological process: spliceosomal snRNP assembly. NCBI's taxonomy places the organism in Eukaryota, Metazoa, Chordata, Actinopteri, Cyprinodontiformes, Goodeidae. The record is from RefSeq and is a predicted model, not a curated record. The coding region runs from base 117 to 1667 and encodes 516 amino acids. The transcript has 8 exons. Gene Ontology annotation, cellular component: Cajal body.
AGUACCAUAUCCAGGCCUCUAGGGGGCAGUAUUGCAAGAGCUGCAGUCUUUUGAAAGAUCCUAGCGGAAGUUCUUGUUGAGGAGUUUGCCUGGGAGAGCAUGAACUGUGUCGCCUCAUGGCUGCUCACAGCAACACGUUUAUUCGCCUCCGCUUGUUCUUUGACUACCCGCCGCCGGCCGCCGUGGGGUGCCGCAUGUGUUGGCUGCUCGUGGACCUGAACACGUGCCGGGUGGUGGCGGACCUGGAGAGCAUCAUCAGGGAGAGGUUCGAGUUCAGCCGCAGCAGCAUCCUGAGCCUGUUCAUAGAGGACUGCUACCUGCCGCACACGGAGAGCAUCUACGUGGUGCGGGACAACGACAACAUCAGGGUGCAGGUGGGAUGUCUGGCUCAGGUGAAUGGACACAGCAGCUGUUCAGAGUCGGCGAAGAUAAACUGCAAAAAGAGGCAAAGAGACACAAGAGAGGUUGGAGCAGGAGAUGGACCAAGUGUAGAGCACAAGAAAAAGAAGAAGAAGAAAAAGAAGUUGGAGGAUGGCACGGCAGAUCAGACUAACUUGGCUAAAGUUGAAAACAGGAAUAAGAUGUCACAGACAAAGAAGGCCACUAAAAAGAAGAAAAAGACAAUGGAGUCUGUGGAUAAUAGCCAUGCUGCUGUCCCUAAAGCAGCUGCUGCCCCACACAAACCCUCAGGCCCAAAAAAGACCCCAGCGGAGAAAAUCAAAAAACUGAAAGCUCCUUCAUCAGAUUCCAGCAGUAGCAGCAGUGACGAAGAUAAAACUUCUCAUCAAAAAUUAGCCAAGAAACCCCACACCACCGCUGCUGCCUCAAAAGGACCUCCAAACCCCAAACCCACCCCCAAAAAAUCUCAACCUCCAUCAUCAUCUUCCUCCUCAGACACGGACUCCUCCUCGGAUGAGGAAGAAAGUUUAAAAGUCCCCCCCAAAACCCAAGCUUUAUCACCCAAAACCAGCAACUCCAAAACUCCUCAGGCUGCUCCAGCCAAACAGUCUGAACACUGUGCUCAGAAACAGGCUUCCAGCAUAGAGGAGCCUCCUCACAACAAAGUGAUGGAGCCCCACAUCCAAAACAGUGAAGAGGAGAUCCAGCUGGUUAUCCGGCGGCCGCAACAGCCUACCCUGAACAUACCCGGCCAGGUUCUCUGGAGAGGCCUCGGCAGGGGCGAAGACAGGAGGUGGGCUGGAGGUGAUCCUGGAGGGCGCACCAGGGGAGGAGGUCAAAGCAAUGUACAGUGCUUCAGUAAUGGCACAAAGGAUCCUUCUUACCAGACUGAUUCUCUGAUCAACAAGUCUGUGGUUUUGCAGAAUGAAGAGAAACCAGUUCCUAAGAAGGACUACAGCUCCAUGCCCCUGUUAGCUGGACCUCCUCAGGUGGGCCAGAACAUUGUUUUUAAGUUGCUGGAGCUAACAGAAAACUACACACCAGAAGUAUCUGAAUAUAAGGAGGGAAAGAUUGUGAACUUUGACCCGAUGACCAAGCAGAUAGAGCUUGAACUUCUUAAUACCUCACAAGCUCCUGCCGAACCAGGCAAGUUUGACCUUGUCUAUCAGAAUCCAGAUGGCUCGGAACAAGUGGAAUACGCUGUACAGAGAGGAUCUUGGGUGAUGGAACGAUGGGAGUCUCUGCUGGAGCCACGACUGAUCAUUUAAAUAUGGAAAAACGUCACUUUGUUUAUUAAAUGAAAUAUUUUCUGGAGCUGGGAUUUUAUUCUUUGUAUAUUGAUGUGACUAUGUUUGGUUUUCUAUUAAAAUAUUGCUAAUA